CUCCACAACUGCAAAUCUUCACGUGCUUUGCAUCCACCCUUGAAGUUUUUCUUUUAUCUUUUGGUUUCUUUCUUUCCUUUUCACUCGGCAAACCUUAUCUACGUACCACUCCUACCCUCUUAAUUUGUGCUGUUUUUUGGGCUCAGUUAGGUUUUUGCUCCCUCUUCAAUUUGUUUGGAGUCUUUUUGGGGUCAGUGUGGUCGUUACUGAAGGCUAUUAAAGAGUAGUUUUGUUCGUUGGUUGACAAAGAAAGGUUAAAAAAAAAAAUCCAAUCUUAGCAUGGAAAACAACAGGCAAGUCGGUGCUUCUUCUUUUGAUCAUCUUUUUGGUCCUAAAGACUCUUCCUCUUCAUCAUCCGCCUCAAGUGGGAUAUUUGGGUCCAUUUUCCCUCCUCCAUCGAAGUUGCGGGGGCUAGCAAAGCAACCACUAAGAUUAGCACAUAAAAAAGCUAAAGGGAUGGUGCCAGCUGGAAGGGACUCUGGAACUACGGGUAAUCAUGUUGGGAAUGAAACAUAUGUGAAUCCAGAUAAUGCCACUCGGAAAGCCAAGGGAGAGAGCAGCGGCAUAAGUGGCAAAGGCCAGAGUUCAGUUUAUCAGAACGAAACGCCAGAACCAUGCUAUUUUAGUUCGUCAAUCUACUAUGGUGGCCAAGAAAACUAUUCCCCAAGGACCAAGAACGCAGAAUCUCAACAUGUUUUCAAGAAAGAUUAUGGAAAGGAUGAUCCAAAUGGCAACGAUCCAAACAGCGCUUCAAGAGGGAACUGGUGGCAGGGUUCACUAUAUUAUUAAGCGUCUGGCCCCAUUUUAUGCAAAUGCAGCAUCCCAGUAAACUAAGGAAUAUGACUAUGAGCUCUCUCAACGUAAUCUAUGGAACUAUGAAAUUAAUACAGAUUAGUAUAAGACUAGCACAGCGUCAUAUGUCAGGACAAUUAAUGCGGUAAAUUGUUGGGUUCUUUUUGUCCCAACUAGUCGUAUACUCGAGCUGAUAUAUUUCUGUCGGGGUUUUAUACCUUCACUCCUUGCAGAAUCUUGUAUACUAAACAAUCCAUCAUGUUGUCUAGUCGACUAAUAUCAAUAUAUUACUCUACCUGUCCAUGGACUUUAUACUCUUAA
Molecule: messenger RNA, 1113 nt
Organism: Populus trichocarpa (black cottonwood)
Lineage: Eukaryota; Viridiplantae; Streptophyta; Magnoliopsida; Malpighiales; Salicaceae
Exons: 7
Coding region: 280-789 (169 amino acids)
Source: RefSeq, a predicted model, not a curated record